AUGUCCUCCAUGUUCCCCCCAGCCACCACAGACAGCGAUGAAGAGGACAAUUCUGACUCCAGCACCAAACCCAUCAGGUCAGAGAAGAAGAAAAACCCGGCAUCCCUCUUCCAGACUGGGGGGAACCCCCCCAAGGAGAAGAAAACCAAAAAGAAAGCUCUUCCCAAAGUGGCCGAGAGUGAGGAGGAGACCCCAGAGACUCCGCAGAAAAACUCCAACAAGAAGGGGAAAGGGAAGAAAUCAAAGAAGCUGAAGGAGGAGAGGCCCCCAUCGCCCAUCAUUGAGGUGGACAACCUGGAGGAGUUUGUGCUGCGGCCAGCGCCACAGGGGGUGACCAUCAAGUGCCGAGUGACGCGGGACAAGAAGGGGAUGGACCGGGGGCUUUACCCCACCUAUUACCUCCACUUGGAUAAUGACAAGAAGGUGUUCCUGCUUGCCGGGAGGAAGCGCAAGAAGAGCAAGACCUCCAACUAUCUCAUCUCCAUCGACCCCACCGACCUGUCGCGGGGCGGGGAGAACUUCAUUGGGAAGCUGAG
Molecule: messenger RNA, 536 nt
Organism: Balearica regulorum gibbericeps (East African grey crowned-crane)
Lineage: Eukaryota; Metazoa; Chordata; Aves; Gruiformes; Gruidae
Source: RefSeq, a predicted model, not a curated record